GACCCCGCCGGCUUCUCCGGAGCUAAGCUGGGACGCUGGGACGAGUCGCAGCCACCUGCUCCGGAGCGGAGGAGCCUGGGGMGCGGUCGCCGGCGCGUGGGUCCGUCAGCCCAGGGCCCCAUGGAGCUGCGGGCCGGCAACACCAGCUGUGAAAACGGUUCCCUGAUCAGUCUCUACUGCUCCUCCCAAGAAGUCCUGUGUCAGAUCGUCGGUGGCCUCAGCCAUGAGGUGCCUAACAAUGCCACCUUUGACAGCUGGCAGGAGAGGAUCAGAAAGAACUAUGGCUUCUACAUUGGCCUGGGCCUGGCCUUUGUGUCCAGCUUCCUCAUCGGCAGCAGUGUCAUCCUCAAGAAGAAAGGCCUCCUGCGACUUGUGGCCACAGGGGCCACUCGGGCUGUGGACGGGGGCUAUGGAUACCUGAAGGACUUGAUGUGGUGGGCUGGAUUUCUCACCAUGGCUGCUGGAGAAGUUGCCAACUUUGGGGCCUAUGCAUUUGCACCUACAACAGUUGUCACACCGCUGGGAGCCCUGAGCGUCCUCAUAAGUGCCAUCCUCUCCUCGUAUUUCCUGGGAGAGCGUCUGAACCUGCUGGGGAAGCUGGGCUGUGUGAUCUGCGUGGCUGGCAGCACAGUGAUGGUGAUACACGCCCCUGAGGAAGAGAAGGUCAAUACCGUGGUGGAGAUGGCUUCCAAGCUGAAAGACACAGGGUUCAUCGUGUUUGCUGUGCUUCUGCUGGUGUCCUGCCUCAUCCUCAUCUUCAUCGUCGCCCCGCGUUAUGGGCAAAGGAACAUCCUCGUCUACAUCACCAUCUGCUCCGUGAUCGGAGCCUUCUCCGUGACUGCCGUCAAGGGUCUGGGCAUCACGGUUAAGAACUUCUUCCAGGGGUUGCCAGUCGUCCGGCACCCCCUCCCCUACAUCCUGUCCCUCGUCCUGGCUCUGUCCCUCAGCACUCAGGUCAACUUCCUCAACAGGGCCCUGGACAUCUUCAACACCUCCCUGGUGUUCCCCAUCUACUACGUGUUCUUCACCACCGUGGUGGUGACCUCCUCGGUCAUCCUCUUCAAGGAGUGGUACAGCAUGUCUGCCGUGGACAUCGUGGGCACCCUCUCUGGCUUUGCCACCAUCAUCUUGGGUGUGUUCAUGCUCCAUGCUUUCAAAGACUUGGAAGUCAGCUGGGCCAAUUUGCCCCGCACGCACAGAAACCCUACGCCCCCAUCGCCCGCCCCAGAGCCCAGGGUUAUUAGACUGGAAGAUAAGAAUGUCCUUGUGGACAAUAUAGAGCUUGCCGGCACUCCAUCACCAGUGGAGAAGCCCAAAGUAUUUAUAAUCCAUUCUUAAAGCUCAGACUACAUGAGUGAGAGGAUGAGCCCAAUGGUGCAACCUGA
This is a messenger RNA of Urocitellus parryii (Arctic ground squirrel), 1385 nucleotides long. RefSeq names its product NIPA like domain containing 4 (gene Nipal4). Gene Ontology annotation, molecular function: magnesium ion transmembrane transporter activity. Gene Ontology annotation, cellular component: membrane. Gene Ontology annotation, biological process: magnesium ion transport. NCBI's taxonomy places the organism in Eukaryota, Metazoa, Chordata, Mammalia, Rodentia, Sciuridae. The record is from RefSeq and is a predicted model, not a curated record.